AUGAGGAUUCUUGUCCUGCGUCGCCUACACCAGCAGGGUGAAGAAGCACCUGUCAGCUGGGGGGAGGACGCUGAUGUCCUCAUUCCUGAGUCACCUUCGCCAUCAUGGCUGUGUUCCAAGGAUGAUGAGGUUGUCCUUCAGUGUUCCACCGUAGUCUUCAACGAACAGCUGAAGUUAUGCCUGGCUACCGAAGGCUUUGGGAAUCGGCUCUGUUUUCUGGAACCUACCUCUAAUGCUCAGAAAGUCCCUCCGGACCUGGCAAUAUGCUGCUUCAGUUUGGAACAAUCCUUGUCUGUACGAGCUCUUCAGGAAAUGCUGGCCAAUACUGUGGAAGCCGGGGUUGAGUCCUCACAAGGCGGUGGACAUCGGACUCUGCUGUAUGGACACGCUAUUCUUCUCCGGCAUUCCCACAGCGGCAUGUAUUUAAGCUGCCUGACCACCUCGCGUUCCUUGACGGAUAAACUCGCCUUCGACGUGGGCCUUCAAGAAGAUGCUUCAGACUCCAACCCAGGGGAAGCGUGUUGGUGGACCAUCCAUCCUGCCUCGAAGCAGCGGUCGGAAGGGGAGAAGGUGCGCGUGGGGGACGACCUCAUCCUCGUCAGCGUCUCCUCCGAGCGGUAUCUGGUGCGUGUACCAAAAUGCCUUUGA
Molecule: messenger RNA, 648 nt
Organism: Pseudonaja textilis
Lineage: Eukaryota; Metazoa; Chordata; Lepidosauria; Squamata; Elapidae
Source: RefSeq, a predicted model, not a curated record